Molecule: messenger RNA, 1582 nt
Organism: Acanthopagrus latus (yellowfin seabream)
Lineage: Eukaryota; Metazoa; Chordata; Actinopteri; Spariformes; Sparidae
Gene: hes4
Product: hairy-related 9
Exons: 4
Coding region: 277-1152 (291 amino acids)
Biological process (GO): regulation of neurogenesis; regulation of transcription by RNA polymerase II; anterior/posterior pattern specification
Cellular component (GO): nucleus
Molecular function (GO): protein dimerization activity; DNA-binding transcription factor activity, RNA polymerase II-specific; RNA polymerase II cis-regulatory region sequence-specific DNA binding
Source: RefSeq, a predicted model, not a curated record
AUAAGUACGGCCGCGGCGUGUGUCGGCGGCAGAAACGCAGAGUCGGCCCCGCACGGCGCAACGCACGCCCCGCAACACUCAGAUGACAGCUCAGUGAUAACGCAACAGCUAAAGAAGUGACUGGACUGCCAGGCGUCUCUUACAUGUGCAUCUGCAGCGGCUGAAUUAUUAUUAUUUUUUAUCGCCUUUUCACCCGACCACAACAAUCUCGAACCUUUUCCCGAGAGGAUUUACUUGUUUCUUUUUUUCUGACGCGUUCAGCGGGUUUGAGCAACGAUGCCAGCUGACACUAUGGAAAAGCAGACGGCUUCUCCCAUCGCCGGAGCCCCUGCGAACGGAUCACACACACCGGACAAACCGAAAAAUGCAAGCGAGCAUAGAAAAUCAUCCAAACCGAUCAUGGAGAAACGCCGGAGAGCAAGAAUCAACGAAAGUCUCGGGCAGCUCAAGACUCUCAUCCUGGACGCACUUAAAAAAGAUAGCUCCAGACACUCCAAGCUUGAGAAAGCGGACAUCCUGGAGAUGACGGUGAAGCACUUGAGGAACCUGCAGCGCGUCCAGAUGAGCGCAGCGCUCUCAGCGGACGCCACCGUCCUCAGCAAAUACAGAGCAGGAUUCAACGAGUGCAUGAACGAGGUCACCCGCUUCCUGUCCACCUCAGAGGGGGUGAACACGGAGGUGAGGUCCCGGCUCCUCAACCACCUGUCCAGCUGCAUGGGCCAGAUGAUGUCCAUGAACUACCCACAGCAGGCCGCGUCCCAGCAGGCUCACCUGGCGCAGCCUCUCCACGUGCAGCUGCCAUCCACCCUUCCCAUCAGCGGCGCCGCGAUGAGCUCCAAACUCAGCCCGGCCGAGGCCGUCUCCCCGAAGGUCUUUGGAGGCUUCCAGCUGGUGCCCGCAACGGAUGGACAGUUCGCUUUUUUGAUCCCAAACCCGGCCUUUGCCUCCGCCACAGCCCCCGUCAUCCCCCUUUACGCAAACGCAGGAGUGCCCGUUGCGCUCAACGCCAGUCCCGUGCACGGCAGCUCGGCGCCCACUGCAGCAUCUCCGGUCCACGGCAUGACGUCCUUCUCCGGGGGACCUCAAGCGGUCAGCCCGGUCGGGGUCAGCACCGGCUCGGAGGGCAGCGAGCCUGUGUGGCGGCCUUGGUAGCGCAAAGGAUCAGAGACUCAUGUGAAACCAGUUUGCAUUACUUUUUCCAGUUUAGACUUUUAACUGAGUGCACACACGACCUGGAAACUUUUCUGCUACGGGACGGUAACUCUAACCACUUAAUGCCUCCGGUAGUCGUCAUUGUUUCGUUUUAUGGAACAUGUUUUUACGUAAAUUUAUCGCCUGAUUCCAACAUUUGGAGGUCGGUGAUAGAUGCUGUACAUGCAGAUGGAAGAUUUAUAGGAGAGGUUUGUUUUUUUUGUUAUGAAGUACUUUUUAUGAAAAGGUUUAGUUUUGUACAGAGUUGUUAUUGAUUGUUAUACCAAAGCUGUGUUUUAUAUUCUUUGUUGUUUUGUGUUGAAAAAAAAGAAAAAAAAACUGAAGUUGGGUGAUGGCCCAUUGUUUGAAUAAAAGAGAUUUCAGAAAUUGA